GCGGGCUGCCAGCUCUCCCACAUACACCCCAUCCCGGCAGCGGCGCCCGGGGCAGUGGGUGUUUCAGGGAGAGCUGGACCCCUCUCCCCUCCCUCCUUUGCAAGGAAGAGAGGAGGACCACAGAGAUGGGCCGCCUUCCGUCGUCCUAGACAAGCCGGAAUGGCACGAGUGCCGCAGCCUCCACCUCUCCGGGCACAGUGACUUUCGAAGAUGUGGCCGUGUACUUCUCUGAGAACGAAUGGACCUGCCUGGCCCCCACUCAGAGGGCCCUGUACAGGGACGUGAUGCUGGAGAAUUACGGGGCUGUGGCUUCCCUGGGUAAGGGGCUUUCCCCUUGGGCUCUGCCUCAGCCCUUCAGAAUUUCCUGGUUCCUUCUUCCUCAGAGGCUCAGGCGUCUUCGAGAACCUUCUUCGGCUGAGCAGCAACUUCAGGCUCUUGGAUUCUUAAUGGCCCGACCUCAGUGCUUCCUGGGAAGUGAACCUGCGGCAUUUCCGUUCCCCACACCGGCUCUGAUUUCCCAGCUGGAGCGAGGGGAGGCGCCCUGCGGCUCGGCCCCUCGGGGAGCUCUGGAUGGAGAGGGCCCGAGGGGCAAGUCCUCAGAGGGUGUGUUGAAGAGUGAUGAGAAAGAAGAUUUUAUUCUGAAGGAGGAAAUUUUUGAGGAGCCACAGGGCCACGUGGUGCUAUCAAGAGGACCCCGGUGGUGUGGUGCCCAGGGAUCCGGGUUUGGAAAAACCUGUGAAGAGGAGAGAAGUAGGUUAGGAAGAUGGUGGGACGACCCCAGUGUGGGGAGUGUGGAGAACACUACAAAUGAUAUUAUAGAAGUGAUCGUCAAAGACGAAAUGAUCUCUGGAGAAGAGAGUUCAGAAAGUAUGGAUGUUAAUACCCACCCCGUUCUAUAUCAGAAGAUUCUAAGUGAGCAGGUAUCCUGCAUAUGUGAAGAAUGCAGCACAUGUUUUGAUCAAAGUGAAGACUUUGGUCAACAUCAGAGAGUUCAUAAUGGAGAGAAGGUCUAUGGAUGUAAGGAAUGUGGAAAGACUUUCAGUUUUAGAUCACAUUGCAUUGCACAUCAGAGAAUUCACACUGGGGUGAAACCCUAUGUAUGUCAAGAAUGUGCUAAAGCCUUUAUUUGGAAGUCAAACCUGAUUCGGCACCGGAGAAUACACACAGGAGAGAAACCCUUUGGUUGUAAGGAAUGUGGGAAGGGUUUUAGUCAGAACACAAGCCUUAUACAGCAUCAGCGGAUCCACACUGGGGAGAAACCAUAUACGUGUAAGGAAUGUGGGAAAAGCUUUACUCGGAACCCAGCCCUCCUUCGCCACCAGCGAAUCCACACUGGGGAGAAGCCUUACGAGUGUAAGGAUUGUGGGAAAGGCUUCAUGUGGAACUCAGAUCUUGUUCAGCACCAGAGGGUCCACACUGGGGAGAAGCCUCAUGAAUGUACUGACUGUGGGAAAAGCUUCAUCUGCAAGGCACACCUUAUCCGACAUCGGAGAACCCACACUGGGGAGAGACCCUAUAAAUGUAAUGACUGUGGGAAGGCCUUCAGUCAGAAUUCUGUUUUGAUGAAGCACCAGAAACGCCAUGCUUGAGGAAAACCCCGUAGCUGCCAGACCUCUCACCUUCUUGAACAUGAGAGAACCACAUAGUAGUGAUACUUGUUUAUAAUACUCAUGAUACAGGAAUCCCACCGACAAAAUGCGAUGACCAUCCGCAUUUGCUAUCACUCUAAUAGUAUUAUCAUUCUCCUCCUGAACAGUCACCCUGUACUCCAGCGAGACUGGUCCCCCUGUUCAACAAUGUUCGUACUAGGCAAUAUUUAGUUGAGCACCUACUGUGUGCUAACCACUUGACAUACAUUCUUUAUUUUUCUUAAUCUGAUUAAGGUAGAUACUCUGAUCCCCAUUUUACAAAAAAGAAGUAAGGUUGAAAAAGGCUAUAAAACUCAUUCAAGGUUGCUCGGCUAGUAAGAGUUGAGAUUGGAACCAGGCCUAGCUGACUCCAGAGUCUACUGUUUAUUUGUGCACAUUUCUGCUUCUAUCCCUCUAUUUGCCCAAGUUUCCCUGGGUUAACGUUUCCUGUCCUCACCUGAAACCCCGCUCCUUCAGCAGAACAGACCUCUGUUCCUCUCCUAUGUAUUUAUAAUCAGUACCACCCAAUUUGGUAUUUAAUUAUGUGCUUUCUUACAUUUUUCUAAUGGCUUCAUGUCUGUUAGUCCAGCUAAAUGGCUC
This is a messenger RNA of Pteronotus mesoamericanus, 2228 nucleotides long. It is a transcript of the gene ZNF662, whose product is annotated as zinc finger protein 662. NCBI's taxonomy places the organism in Eukaryota, Metazoa, Chordata, Mammalia, Chiroptera, Mormoopidae. The record is from RefSeq and is a predicted model, not a curated record. The transcript has 4 exons. Gene Ontology annotation, biological process: regulation of DNA-templated transcription. The coding region runs from base 285 to 1589 and encodes 434 amino acids.